Salmo salar (Atlantic salmon) is the source of this 5967-nucleotide messenger RNA. It is a transcript of the gene copt1, whose product is annotated as High affinity copper uptake protein 1. Gene Ontology annotation, molecular function: copper ion transmembrane transporter activity. The record is from RefSeq and is a predicted model, not a curated record. Lineage: Eukaryota; Metazoa; Chordata; Actinopteri; Salmoniformes; Salmonidae. Gene Ontology annotation, biological process: copper ion transmembrane transport. Gene Ontology annotation, cellular component: membrane.
CCUGCCUUGUCAAAAGUCAUCUUGCUGUGGUUAUUGUAUUUAAGUGUGACGUGUGCUGUCGGCGUUUUGCCAGUAGAGUAAACGGGAAUCUGGACGUUCAUUUGAAAGCUAAUAGUUAAUCAUUCGGUUGUGAGUUAUUAGGCCAAAGAAAAUCACGCUGGAACCGAGUUCACUAUAUGUUGUGAGGCGAGCACACUCGGGAUCAGACUACACACCUGUACACAUUGAUGGGUUGCAUGAACACUCGCACACAUUGACAAGUAUCUUGUCAUUGAUUUGGCUGUAACAGAAGUUCUGCAUGUGGUGAGACAUUUGGUACUACAUUCGAGACGAACAUGGACCACAUGGACCACACGCACCAUGAUCACAGCAAAAUGGCUGGCAGCAUGGCUCCUCCCAUGGUCACAGGCUCCCACGAAGAUCAUCUAGGUGGAGGAGGGGGCCAUAUGAUGAAAAUGACCUUCUACUUUGGCUACACAAACGUGGAGCUGCUGUUUGCCAGCCUUGUCAUCAACACACCUGGAGAGAUGGUGGCGGCCUGCUUUGGUUGUUUCCUGCUGGCUGUGCUCUACGAGGGGCUGAAGAUCGGCAGGGAGUUCCUGCUGAGGAGGAACCAGGUUAACGUGCGUUACAACUCCAUGCCUGUCCCGGGGGCAGACGGCACCAUGGUCAUGGAGACCCACAAGACUGUAGGCCAGCGGAUGCUGAGUAUGGCACACUUGCUGCAGACGGUGUUACACGUCAUCCAGGUGGUGGUCAGCUAUUUCCUCAUGUUGGUCUUCAUGACCUACAAUGCUUAUUUGUGUAUGGCCGUUGCAGCCGGGGCAGGCCUCGGAUACUUCUUAUUCAGCUGGAAAAAGGCUGUGGUUGUUGAUAUCACCGAACACUGUCACUAAUUGCCCCCCUGGUCUCUUCAUCUUCCCACACACACACACAUUCACACACACACACACAUACAUUCACACACAGGUAUUCUCCAUUUAAUCGUCAUCAUGCAUCCAGUUUUAUACACUUAUCUUAUUUGAACGGUUCACUUUGUCACAAAAGUUGCUUGAUGGAAAAUGUGAAUUAUGACUGAGCUUUUACAUUUGUGACAUUCAAGUCUGUCCUUUUAGUAGGUCCAGAAGACUACCCUAGCUAACUAGCAUGUUGGUAUUCCAAAUGCUGGCUUCUGUUAAACCAAUACCACUCCUGUCUGGCUCCACAGCUCUGUCAAGGGCCAAACAUCCACUUCCCCCAGUUGUGCCAUUCUUCCAUUCCCAUUCUGUUUUUGUUAUUGCGCAACAACCAGUGCAGGUUCAUCCUUGUAGCACUGGGGCUCUUCUGCUCACAGGGCUAUUUACGACCCUUACAACAUCUCUCAUUGAAGAUCAUUGUGAAUAGGGCCCAGCGUUUUUUACCUGACCCCACCUGGGCCCUAGUUAAAACCAAUGUGUUCUUCUGAAGCCUAGUCAUAUCUGCAUUCCAUCUGACAAUCUGGCUGGGGGGGGGAGCCCAACAUAAUCAGUGUCUCACAACUACAGGAGUCAAAGGUCAUACUUGGGAUUGUGUGGAGAUGGUGGGGCAGCUCUGGCUGUAUGACUGAGCCUUACUAAACCCUUUGCCUUAAAGGAGGGAAACAUGACAGCCUAGGCCAACUGUAGUCUACUGACAAGUGCCAGUGUUUUUUUUUCUUUUUUUAAAGAUUGUCCAGUGGACAAGCAGUGAAGUACAGUACACUUUACAUGUCGUGUGAUUAUAUACAUUAGUGUAAUGCAGCAGAGCGUGACAACCUUUGAAACCCUCUUCAUGAUACACACUGCUAUGCAGUGUUCGAUUUUGGUAGUUUAUGAAUGACAACCUCAUUAUUUACCAAUGACACUCGGCACUCGAAGGCUUGAUCUGACACACAAAUGUAAAUUGACUCUUGUACAUCAAGAAGCCAAUGUAAAAUGUUCAUAAUAUAACUUGGGAGUAACUUUUGGUGCAUUCAUUCAAUAGGGUUAAAUUAGUUAGCAUGUCAACACAUGGAUACUAGUGUCCUUAUUGGAGCAAGUGCUCAGAUCCCAAGGACAAGCAGGGAACUAUGGGAAAGUAUGAGGAUGGAUCUAGUGCUUUCUCAGACUGGCCUAGUAACACAAGAUUACUGCACCUCUUGUGACCUAUCGGUGCUUACGCCUCACAGUUAACACUUUGACAGGAGGGGAUAUCUAUGAAGUAGAACCUAAAGAGAAAGUAGUAUUUUUAGUUUAUCUUGAUUAUAAUUAUUUUCAUCUGAGAAGUGACUAGUAAAUGUUUAUCAGUUGCCUAAGGCUGUGUUUUACACAGGCAGUCUGAUUCUGAUCUUUUACUGAUUUGUUUGGCAAUAGAGCUGAUUUGAUUGGUUAAAGGACCAAUUAGUGGAAAUGUCAGAAUUGUCUGUCUCUGUAGACAGGCAGCCCAAUUCUGAUACAUUUUUUGUUGCACUAAGUUAAUUGGUCUUUUGACCAAUCAGAUCUGGGAAAAUGUCAGUUGUAGAAAGAUCUGAUGUGAUUGGUCUAAAGACCAAUUAGUGGAAAAAAAUAUCGGAAUUGAGCUGCUUGUCUAAAUAGCCUUCGUGACGUGCUGUGCCUGGUUUGGGGGUCAAAUUCCUAGUUGCUAUAACUGGAUUUAACAGCCGCACAUUCUCAUUACAUUACAAUCAAGCCAGGGACAUUAAUAGUUAGUGUAUACUUGAACAUAUUAUAACUGUUUCUGCUUUACCACAUGGGAUCAUGUAUAAAGAUUUCUUAUUAGAGUCUACUGUACAAAUCGAGCGUUGAAGUUAAUGGGCCAAAACAGCAGUGGGAAUCUGACUGCCACUCCAGCGCAGCAACAGUGUGAACAUUACCUGGACUGUUAAGUCCACAGACAUGUCUGUAUAGUAUGAUGUAUUUACAGUGCUGUAAUCAUCUAGAGAAAACAAGUAAUAAAUGGUAUCAUUCAAGAACUGUAUGUUUGAUUCUGUUGCAUUCUCAUAAUGCAGCCUUGAAGGCCAAUAAACUACAAUCAUACCAUUGUAAGAACUAAAUCAGUUAUUAAAGUCCAUUCCAUCUUGCCCCAAAGAUGCUACCUUCACCUUCCUGGGACUACCAAGUCUGGAUUUUUGUAAUAAAGGAGGGAAACCACUACAACAGCUCCCAUGAAACAUAUUGUACAAAAGGCCACACGCUUUGCAUCGCAAGUCAUAACAUUUCAGGUAAAUGCAAGAACAUUACUUUAAAAGAUGUGUUAUAAGCAAAACGUGAUCCUCAAACUACACUUCUUUGUAGAGAGAAUUCUGAUCUCAGGCAAGCACACAAGUAUCCCGGACCAUGUCAAUAGCAUUGUUACUGUGCCCUCCACACACCUACACUGGUGGAGCCAACAGUUUGAGCAGUCUCGUUAAUGUGCCCAUUAGGAACCUAAAACUGCAGGUUUCCAAAGAGUGAGGGCAAGGUGUUGGGUUUAGGAUGGGGCUUGUAGCCUAUUCUCUCGUUGAUCAUCUGUCCCCGUGUCUUCCCAUCCCCUGUUCCACCGCUGGCCCCCACCAUGUUACUAAACGUAGCCACACCAACAACAUCCACUUCAUCCCUCUGUUUUUUCCGAAUCUGAGAGAGAGGGGGGGGCGGGGGUGCGUAGGUGGUUAGACAGAAGUUCUGGUAUGUAUAAAUCAUGUCCUUUUUUUGUGCUUUUGUCCCACCCAAGGCGUGGAUUUUGUGCCAAUCAUCAAGCGUUUCUUAAAGUUAAUGAGGACUUGAAGAAACUGGUAGCAGGCAAUCCAUCAACAAGGGAAAGCCUCUUUAUUAUGCCUUUUUAAGCCGCCAGGUAAAUGUUAUCCAUGAUGCUGUGGCUACUCACCUCAAGCUCUUUCUUGACACUCUCAAACUCCUCAGUGUCAUCCAACUUCAAUUCCAGACGGGUGGGCUUUCUGCGCAGCAUAUUAUAUCCACUAAUGUUAGCUGUGAAGCAGAUGUGCCCAAGACUGUCAGUAUUACCUUCUACUAGAUGGCUAAAGACAGAAAGGUGACAGAUCAAUUAUCGAGUGUAAUAAUAUGGCUUGCAUUUGCUAAAUCACUUAGCUAGCAAUAUACAAUUACUAAACAAUAGUUCAUGUUAGGCUACCAAACAAAUGAAUCACACUAAAAUCUCUGCAACAACUUGCUAACGUUACUAGCAAGCUGUCAAGCUAACUAAAUAAAAGAUUAGUGACAGAUCAAGCACGGCUAAAGAGGGCAAAAUUGAGCGCUCCAUACGUCAAUUGGUCUCGGAUCCAGUGGUACUCACAAAGAAAAAGGCUAAUCGUUCAUAUUUGCUUACAUUUUGUUAAUGUUGUUUAUUUGGAAUGCAGUAGCUAGCUAGCCUAGCCCUGUAGAAUCCGCUAUAAAUUGACGCAGGGCUUCUGGGUAACGUAGUUUUCAGCCAUGGCCCGUGUGGGUAUGUUUGACCUCCUUUCCACUAGAUGUCGCUGUGAAAUGUGAACAGGCAGCCACUUUUGUGUUUUGAUUUUGCUAGCUGGUUGCGGUUCUUGUGUAAUUGCGUUAUUUCAAACCCAAUACUAAAAUGCAGGACAGUAUCAUUCAUUGUGGUGAACAGUGGGACCAGACAUAAAGACCAGAGAUGUCUGACGAGGAUGAAAAGACCAGGAUUUUCUAUGACAGUCUGGAGGAGAGGGAGAGGCUGGGACGAGAGUCCUCUAGGUCCCUUGAGCUUGAGGAACACAUGAGUGAGCGCCAGUCUGAGGUAUUGGCUGACUUUGAGCGCAGAAAGCGAGCGAGACAGUCACAGUAUCCACUGACGAUGCAGAGGUUAAAGCUUGCUUACGGGCCCUCGGAGCCAAUCGCACUGUUUGGUGAGGGGCCUGCUGAGAGACGAGAAGGCUGAGGAAUAUCCUUUCUGUAGUGGGCCCAGAUGCACUAAAGAAAUCUAAGAAGAAUGGAGUGGCCUGUGUAAACUGUGGAAUGUUCGACUGCACCCUUAUCCAUACUCUUCGGGGCCACAACACCUACGUGGGGGCCAUCUGUUUCCAUCCUCAGGCCACUCUGACUCUGGAGGACUCUGAUGUUAACAUGGCCUCCUGUGCUGCCAACGGCUCCAUCAAACUCUGGAGUCUGUACAGUGAUGAGCCUGUAGCUGACAUCGAGUGCCACUCCCAGAGGGUAGCAUGAGUAGCCUGGCACCCCUGUGGAUGCCUCCUGGGCACCACCUGCUAUGACAACUCCUGGAGGCCCAGGAGGGACACAGUAAAGGAGUCCUCGACCUGCACUUCCACCCUGACGGCUCUGUGGGGUCUGGAUUCGUUUGGGCGUAUUUUGGACCUUCGGACCGGGCGCUGUGUGAUGUUCCUGGAGGGCCAUCUCAAAGAGAUCUACAGCAUCGACUUCUCUCCCAACGGCCAAUGACGGUCACUUCCUCCUGACCGGGGCCUAUGACAACACAGCCAAGGUGUGGACCCACCCAGGCUGGUCCCCCAUGAAGACCAUGGCGGGCCACGAGGGUAAGGUGAUGGGCGUGGACAUGUUCUCUGACGGACAGCUCAUCGCCACCUGCUCCUACGACCGCACCUUCAAACUCUGGAUGUCAGAGUGGGCAGGGGAGGGAGUAUCACCCAUAGAAAGAGAAUGGCAUUCUAUGGUACCUUCUAUUUCUAUGGUAAUACCGAACUGCCAUCCCAUACAAAUAGAAGAUCGUAAACCAAGAUCUGCAAAAUAUUAGCUUUUUCACGAUUGACGGAUGAGUCUUUGAACAUCCUAAAUAUUCUGAAUUGUACACGUCUGAUUUUAAUUUAGUAGAUGGUUAAAUUAUUAUUGAACAACAACGUUAGUCUCUUGUUGUCUACAACUUUGAAUUUGUGGGCAUAGCUCCUGUCCUUUCUCCCAGAUAAUUUGUUAAAUAGUAUGUUUUAGGUCAUUUGUAAACAUAUGAGUCAGUUGGUGUUAGAAGUCGAUCCCAUUGCCCUUUGUCUAGUUUUUAAUAAAAACAUUAACUCUA